Messenger RNA from Triticum turgidum subsp. durum (durum wheat), 2499 nucleotides. The record is from the annotation of a GenBank genome assembly. Lineage: Eukaryota; Viridiplantae; Streptophyta; Magnoliopsida; Poales; Poaceae.
AUGACUCCCCUCCCAGUUUUUGUCCUCCUGUCAUUGGUUUGUUUCUGCAAAUCGGAUGACCGCCUUACUCCCGCAAAACCGCUCAAUGCCGGCGACAAGCUCGUUUCGAGCGGCGGCGUCUUUGCUCUUGGCUUCUUCACCCCGGCAAACUCAACUGCGGACUCGUACAUCGGCAUAUGGUACAACAAGAUCCCCGAGCGCACUUAUGUUUGGGUUGCUAACCGCGACAACCCGAUCAAGAAUGGUUCUUCUGGGAAGCUGGUUGUGAGCAGUAACUCUGACCUCGUCUUGUCUGACUCCCAAGGCCAUACUCUCUGGACAACCACAAACAACUUCACAUCCGCAACCACGGGAACUGCUGCUAUACUGUUGGACCCCGGAAACUUGGUCAUCCGGUUGCCGAACGGCACAGGCAUAUGGCAGAGCUUCCAUUACCCGACCGACACCGCCCUCCCUGACAUGGUUUUACCACUGAGCACAAAUGAUGGUAUCUUGAGGCGCCUCGUUGCUUGGAGGGGCCCUGAUGACCCGGCCUCCAGCGACUACUCCAUGGGUGGUGACUCCAGCUCAGACCUCCAGGUUGUCAUCUGGAAUGGGACGAGACCAUAUUGGCGCAGAUCUGCGUGGGAUGGGUCAUUGGUCUCUGCCCUGUAUCAAAGCAUUACUGGCUUCAUCGUAACUGAAACAAUUGUUGACAGAGGGGGUGAGUUAUACAUGACAUUCACCGUCUCCGAGGGAUCACCAAGCAUGCGCAUGAUGCUGGACUACAAGGGCACUUUUAAAUUUCUGGUGUGGAACAGCAACUCAUCAUCAUGGGAGGCUUUCAUAGAGCAUCCUAGUCCUAUCUGUGAACGCUAUGCGUAUUGCGGACCAUUUGGCUACUGUGAUGCCACUGAAACAGUUCCGAAAUGCAACUGCCUCAGUGGGUUUGAGCCUGAUGGUGUUAACUUCUCCAAAGGGUGUCGGAGAAAGGAGGAUCUGAAAUGUGGUAAAGACAAUAAUUUCUCGACCCUGAGAGGUAUGAAGACACCUGACAAGUUCUUGUAUGUCAAGAACAGAAGCUUUGACCAAUGCACAGAAGAGUGCAGUCGCAAUUGCUCUUGUUCCGCAUAUGCUUAUGCUAACCUGAAAAAUGAAAGGGCUUAUGCUAACCUGAAAAAUGGAAGUGGGGAUGCGGACCAGUCAAGGUGCUUAAUUUGGUUGGGAGGACUUGUCGACACGGGGAAAUUUCAUGAUGGUGGUGGUGAGAACCUGUACCUCCGCCUUGCCAGUUCAACAGUUGACAAGGAGAGUAAUGUAUUGAAGAUUAUACUCCCAAUAGUGGCUGGUCUGCUGAUACUCGCAUCCAUCUGCCUUGUGUGGAUAUGCAAGUCAAGAGGUAAACGACGAAUCAAGGAGAUUAAGAACAAACAUACACGACAGCACUUGCAAAAUUCUAAGUUGAACGAACUUGAGAAUGAAAGUAUAGACCUUCCAUAUAUUUGCUUUGAAGACAUUGUUACUGCAAUAGACAAUUUCUCAGACUACAAAAUGCUUGGGAAAGGUGGCUUUGGAAAAGUUUACAAGGGACUAUUAGAAGGUGGUGGUAAGGAAGUUGCUGUCAAAAGGCUUAGUAAAAGUUCCGGCCAAGGGGCCGACGAGUUCAGAAAUGAAGUUGUUCUAAUUGCCAAAUUACAGCAUAGAAACUUAGUUAGACUUCUUGGUUACUGCACUCAUGAAGAUGAAAAAUUAUCGAUAUAUGAAUACUUACCUAACAAAAGCUUGGAUGCCUUCCUUUUUGAUGCAACAAGAAAUUCUGUGCUUGAUUGGCUUACCCGGUUCAAGAUUUUUGGUAUGGCAAGGAUAUUUGAAGGAAAUGAGCAACAAGCAAACACUAUCCGCGUUGUUGGGACAUGUGGUUACAUGUCUCCUGAAUAUGCAAUGGAAGGUUCCUCUUCUGUCAAGUCUGACACAUAUAGCUUUGGCGUUCUAUUGUUGGAGAUUGUAAGCGGGUCAAAGAUCAGUUCAUCCCAUUUCAUGACGGACUUUACAAACCUUAUAGCUUACAUGAGUGGGCAAAACUUCAGGUAUGGAAAACUUCUGAAAGUUCAGGUUCGACCUGAACAGAAAAUUCAUAGUUUCAUCAUUGAGAUAGUAUUGUUUACGUUUCAAAACAGUAAUCUUGAAGUGCGCAUGCAUACUGUCAAUUGUGAUGGCCUGGACCAUCAGAGGUUCAACUUUAUAUAUCCAUGCCACAGAAAAAACAGGACAUGUCGCCUGAAUAUGCCUUGGAAGGAGGCAUUUUUCUCUGUCAAGUCCGACACAUAUAGCUAUGGGAUCUUGUUACUGGAGAUUGCCAGGCCACUCAUGUCGAUAGUCGUGUCUAUGCUGGACAAUGAGGCCGUGCCACUCACAACACCAGAGCAGCCUUUGUAUUUUGUUGGAAGGAGGCAUGAAGCGGAAGAAGCAGGGGAGGACUCUGUUAACAACGCAAGCCUGGCGACGCUAGCAGGGCGCUAG